AUGAGAAUAAUUGGUGCUUUGAAUUCUAAUGUUGAUACAAAUUCAAGAAUUUAUGUUGCCAGUUUGAAAUUAACUUUUCCUGUUGGCGCUUUUGUGUUUCAUGUUUCGACAAUAAAAGUUCAGUUUUACGUUUCUUGUUUGUACAGACGAGAUCACAUUAGAAAAUUUUCAUCAAUCACUUGA
Molecule: messenger RNA, 183 nt
Organism: Clunio marinus
Lineage: Eukaryota; Metazoa; Arthropoda; Insecta; Diptera; Chironomidae
Source: the annotation of a GenBank genome assembly